Acanthosepion pharaonis is the source of this 669-nucleotide messenger RNA. NCBI's taxonomy places the organism in Eukaryota, Metazoa, Mollusca, Cephalopoda, Sepiida, Sepiidae. The record is from the annotation of a GenBank genome assembly.
AUGAGUCCAGAAAUAUCAAUCUAUCUAUUUGCCUUCCCGAUCAAUCUCAGUUGGUUGAUUAGCUUACGACGUAUCAUUUCAUUUCUCUUUCUUUCUUUCUUUCUUUCUUUCUUUCUUUCUUUCUCAUUCUAUUCAUAUUUACCUGGGAACACAGGUGGACGCAUAUUCCAUUAUUUUUAUCUAACUCUCUAUCUCUCUAUUUAUCUAUCUAACUAUCUAUCUCAUUUUGUUUAUAUCUAUCUAUCUAUCUAUCUAUCUAUCUCCAUCUGUUUAUAUCUAUCUAUCUAUCUAUAUAUCUAUCUAUCAAUCUAUCUAUCUCAUUCUAUUCAUACCUAUCUUCAAUUUAUGCCACCCCUCUCAACCUUUUCUACGUACACUCACCUUUUUAUCCUCUCUCUAUGUAAUUAUCCCCUCCCUCUCUCAUACACUCACUCCUUUACUCUGUUUAAAUUGAUUACUUUUCCUCUUUCUUUUUAUCAACGGCAUCACUCAUUAUCUCAAUCUACUUAUUUCUCCUUUAUUAGUUCUUUUCUCGUUGGUACUGUUGGAUACUUUCUCAAUCUUUUUUUCGUUUCUUUUCUUCCCCCCCCACCUUUCUUUCCCCUCUUUCAUCUCUGCUUAUCUCUUGUCCAAACAUCUCUAACCCAUAAUUCAACUGACCAACGAUGA